Molecule: messenger RNA, 778 nt
Organism: Raphanus sativus (radish)
Lineage: Eukaryota; Viridiplantae; Streptophyta; Magnoliopsida; Brassicales; Brassicaceae
Product: actin-depolymerizing factor 8
Exons: 3
Coding region: 153-572 (139 amino acids)
Biological process (GO): actin filament depolymerization
Cellular component (GO): cytoplasm; actin cytoskeleton
Molecular function (GO): actin filament binding
Source: RefSeq, a predicted model, not a curated record
CGCAGGCUAAAAGAGACCCAAGAAAUAAGAUCAAAACAACGCCUCCUUUGUGUUUUCUCUUCAACCCUCCUCUCCACUUUUCCUCCAUUCCUUUCAUUGUUUUGAUCCAACCAUCAAUCCCGGGUUAGGAUUUCCAUCUCAACAAAGAAGACAUGGCUAACUCGGCAUCUGGGAUGCACGUAAGUGAUGAAUGCAAGGUCAAAUUUUUGGAGUUGAAAGCAAAGAGGACUUACAGGUAUAUCGUAUUCAAGAUUGAUGAGAAGGCUCAGCAAGUUGGAAUAGAAAAGUUUGGGAAUCCACAAGAGACCUACGAUGAUUUCACAAACUCUAUCCCUGAAAAUGAGUGCCGAUAUGCAAUCUAUGAUUUUGAUUUCACCACCGAGGAUAACUGCCAGAAGAGCAAGAUCUUUUUCAUUGCAUGGUCACCUGAUACAGCAAGAGUACGGAGUAAGAUGUUGUAUGCAAGCUCAAAGGAUAGGUUCAAGAGAGAAAUGGAUGGAAUCCAAGUUGAACUACAAGCAACUGAUCCUAGCGAGAUGAGCCUCGACAUCAUCAAAGACCGAGCUCUCUGAACAAAACCAAUCAAUCAUUAUUCUAAAUGAACCACUGCAUCUUUAUUCAUUACUAUUUCGUAUGUUAAGCUUUCUUAAUUUGUUUCAGUGACAUCUCCCAUUUCCCUUUGGGUAUUUCUGCUCUUUGGAAACAGUUUGUGUGGAUUUAAAGUUGUUUUGUUCUUGAGCUUUCUUUCUUUUAAAGAACUCUAAAAGUGAAAACCUUU